GCCUGGCCGAGAACAGCGGCGGCGGUGCAGAGAUCAGGGCGGAUUCACAGAGUCUGGACAAAAAUGGACAGCCAGGGCAAAAAAGUGGUGGUCUGUGACAACGGGACAGGGUUCGUGAAGUGUGGAUAUGCUGGCUCUAAUUUCCCAGAGCACAUUUUUCCGGCUCUGGUCGGGAGGCCGAUCAUCCGCUCUACUGCCAAAGUGGGAAACAUUGAGAUCAAGGACCUGAUGGUGGGCGACGAGGCGAGUGAACUGCGCUCCAUGCUGGAGGUCAACUACCCCAUGGAGAACGGCAUCGUGAGGAACUGGGACGACAUGAAGCACCUGUGGGAUUACACCUUCGGCCCGGAGAAACUCAACAUCGACUCACGAAACUGCAAGAUCUUGCUGACCGAGCCACCUAUGAACCCCACCAAAAACAGAGAGAAGAUCAUUGAGGUGAUGUUUGAGACCUAUCAGUUCUCUGGAGUUUAUAUCGCCAUCCAGGCCGUCCUUACACUCUACGCUCAAGGUCUGCUGACGGGUGUAGUUGUAGACUCUGGCGAUGGCGUCACUCAUAUUUGUCCCGUGUACGAAGGCUUUUCUCUUCCCCAUCUCACUCGCCGUCUGGACAUCGCCGGAAGAGAUAUCACACGCUACCUCAUCAAGCUGCUGUUGUUGAGAGGUUACGCCUUCAACCACUCGGCAGACUUCGAGACGGUGAGGAUGAUGAAGGAGAAACUGUGUUACGUGGGUUAUAACAUCGAGCAGGAGCAGAAGCUUGCGCUGGAGACCACUGUUCUGGUGGAGUCUUACACGCUGCCAGACGGGAGGGUGAUUAAAGUUGGCGGCGAGCGGUUCGAGGCUCCUGAAGCUCUGUUUCAGCCUCACCUCAUUAAUGUGGAGGGUGUGGGGGUCGCUGAACUGCUCUUCAACACCAUCCAGGCCGCAGACAUCGACACCAGGGCUGAGUUUUACAAGCACAUUGUUUUGUCGGGUGGCUCUACCAUGUAUCCCGGUCUGCCGUCUCGUCUGGAGCGAGAGCUAAAACAGCUUUACCUGGAGAGAGUGCUGAAGGGAGACGUCGACAAGCUCUCGAAGUUUAAGAUCCGCAUCGAGGAUCCUCCACGUCGUAAACACAUGGUGUUUUUGGGCGGCGCAGUGCUAGCCGACAUCAUGAAGGACAAAGACAACUUCUGGAUGACCAGAGAGGAGUAUCAAGAGAAGGGCACACGUGUGCUGGAGAAACUGGGUGUCACUGUUAGAUAAAUCAUACACAUAAACACACACACACACACACACACUCACGCACUCACACUCCCAGUCGUUGGGUGGCAUUUUGGCAGCGUAAAUUCACUGAUGUUUUUUCAAAAGACGAUGAGGAAAUACUUGAGAACGACAAACAAAUACUUGAACCUCCUUUUGCGAUCCAAAAAUAAAAAGUGCUCAAAGUUUGUAUGACAUUCCAAAUGUAAAGGCUCAUAUCAGUGAUAUUGAGUGAACCGUUCGCAAAACAAAGCCGUUUAUGCUGCCAAAAUGAAUCCACAAAAGCACCACCAUAUCAUGACCUGUUUGUUUCGAGUCCUGUCCGCUUCAUGAAUUCACAUUGACUCUAACAAAGUCAGAUAUCACUCAAAAGAGAGUAAAAAAAUCAAAUAAACGUGAGGAUGUUGUGUAAGUACAGGGACAAAACAAUAAAAAGAUGUAUUUUUAAGAGAGGUUUCUUUGGUAAGACGUUGUUUUUGUAAUAAUAAAGAAGUCGCUGCAGCCAAUUAGCUAAUAAAAAUGAAGACUAUAAGAAUGGAGGCUGAUGGUAUCAAACAUACAGACGUUCUUCUGAAAGCGUCUCCUUUUUUCAUUUCCUUUAACUUUCUGCAAUGGCUUUCUCUCAGUGUUAUUAGAUGUGUGCUUCACCUGAUUUCCUGAAAGUAGAGAGAGAGGAAUGCGGUUAUGACCUGGACCAACUUCCCUAAAUAUCACUUAACAAUAUUUAACGAGUGCUCUUUGCUCAAAUAAUGUCAAUGAGGAUGCUUUGAAUGAACUCACGAUGAGCAUCGCUAAUCUGCUUCGCUGUUAGGAUUUGAAAGUCAUAUAGACAGGUCAUUCCUGAUUCUGAUUAGAUCUUUGUUUCAGUCUAAAGGACGUUCAUAAAUGGUAGUAUCAGUUUCAGACUGUGUUUGAAAGGGAAGUGAUAAUGUUCUGCCGCAUGUUAAGCGUACAGUUAUAGCUGAAACUAGAAGCUCAUUUCCGCAUCUGACUCUGUGAAUCUCAUCAAACGUGGGUCACAUUUCAUUUCAGGAUCAAAAUGGACUUUUCUUUUGCAUUGACAUUAUUUUUAUGACAGUUAAGCACUUUUUUUGUCUGUAUUGUCAUUACCAUAUUGCUAAUAUAAUAGAAUUCUCAUUCACAUAAUGCAUUAUUAUAAUAAAAAUGAUAGAUUUAUUGACAUGAUGACGUUAUUUUCAUGAAAAUUAAGCACCUUUAUUGUCUGUAUUGUCAUUACCGAAAUGCUUGCUAAUAUAAUGGAAUUCUCAUGGACAUCAUGCCAAUGCAUCUAGAAUUCUUCUUAAAAUAAUGCAUUUUGACAUUAUUUUCAUGACAAUUAAGCGCUUUUUUUUUGUCUGAAUUGUCAUUACCGUAAUAAAAAUUUUAUUAACAUAAGUUUUAUAAAAAAUACUGCAUUUUGACAUUAUUUUCAUGACAGUUAAGCACUUUUUUGUCUGUAUUGUCAUUAUUUUAUUGCUAAUAUAAUGGAAUUCUCAUUUACAUAAUGAAUUAUUUUAAUAAAAAAGAUAGUUGUAUUAGCAUGGACAUGAUUUUUCAUGACAAUUAAGCACUUUUUUGUCUGUAUUGUCAUUACCGUAAUGCUUAUAUAAUGGAAUCCUCCCUAACAUCUUGCCUAUACACCUAACAUUUUUAUUAAAAUAAUGCAUUUUGACAUAUUCAUGACAAUUAAGAACUUUUUUUUGUCUGUAUUGUCAUAACAAUAAUGAUAAUAAUAUGUGAUUCUCAUUAUCAUCAUGCCAAUACAGCUAUCAUUUUUAUUAAAAUAAUGCAUUUUGACAUUAUUUUCAUGACAAUUAAGCGCUUUUUUUUUGUCUGAAUUGUCAUUACCGUAAUAAAAUUUUUAUUAACAUAAGUUUUAUAAAAAAUACUGCAUUUUGAAAUUUUUUCAUGGCAGUUAAGCACUUUUUUUGUCUGUAUUGUCAUUAUUGUAUUGCUAAUAUAAUGGAAUUCUUAUUUACAUAAUUAUUUUAAUAAAAAAUGGCAGAUGUAUUGGCAUGGACAUGAUUUUUCAUGACAAUUAAGCACAUUUUUUGUCUGUAUUGUCAUUACCGUAAUGCUUAUAUAAUGGAAUCCUCCUUAACAUCUUGCCUAUACACCUAACAUUUUUAUUAAAAUAAUGCAUUUUGACAUUCAUGACAAUAAGAAACUUUUUUUGUCUGUAUUGUCAUUACCAUAAUGAUAAUAUGAUGUUAUUCUCAUUAUCGUCAAGCCAAUACAGCUAUCUUUUUUAUUAAAAUAAUGCAUUUUGACAUUAUUUUCAUGAAAAUUAAGCACUCUUUGUCUUAAUUGUCAUUACCAUAAUGCUACUAAAAAGUAAUUAUUAUUACCAUCAUGACAAUACAGCUUUCAUUUUUAUUAAAAUAAUGAAUUUUACCAUAUUCGUGACAAUUAAGCACUUUUUUGUCUUUAUUGUCAUUACCGUAAUGCUAAUAUAAUGGAAUUCUCAUUAACACGCCAAUGCAUCUAUCGUUUUUAUUAAAAUAAUGCAUUUUUUUUUACAUAAAUUUUAUGACAAUUAAGAUUUUUUUUUGUCUGAAAUGUCAUUACUGCAAUGCUAAUAUAAUGGAUUUCUUAUUAAUAUUAUGCCAAUACAGCUUUCGUUUUGAUAAAAAUAAUGCAUUUUUACCUUCUCAUGACAAUUAAGCACGUUUUUGUCUAAAUUGUCCUGACCAUAAUGCUAAUAUAAUGUAAUUCUCAGUACUAUCAUACCAAAACAUCCAUCAUUUUUAUAAAAAUAAUGCAUUUUGACAUUCUUUUGAUGACAAUUAAGCUCUUUUUUUUGUCUAAAUUGUCAUUACCGCAAUGCUAAUAAAACUGGAAUGCUCAUUACCAUCAUGCAAAUCCAUUGAUCAUUUUUAUUACUUUAAUGCAUACAAUAAAUAAAAAUCAUUACUUUAACAAAAAAAACUAGAAUCAUUACCACAAUAAAACAUUGGCCUUGAUUCAAAUUCUAAAAUAAAUUGUGAAAUUGUAUACAUUUUUGUGUGAUAUAGUAAAAAUGACGGUAUCUAGUAACAAUGGGAUUCAGAGACUAUUCAAUUGUAAAAUGUACAUUAUGGAAAAGAUUAUUUUGCAAUUAAUGUUUAUAAUCGCUACUAAAAUGUAGUUGUAGUUUCAUUUAAAGAACGAAUUAGACUUGGGGGAAAAUGAUAGUAUCCAAUAAGAAAUGUAAAUUAACGAAAAUGACAACAUGUAGAGGAAUAAAAUGUGUUACGGUAAUAAGAAUUUCUAAUGUGAAUGCGUGUAAUGUCAAUGCAAAAAAAGCAUUUUGAUUCUGAAAUGAGAUGUUUUUUUUUCUUUUAUUUUCUUUGCAAGAUUCACAUUUCCAGAAUUGGCCGUAAAUCAUCCAGAGCAGCUGCAGCGGUGCAUUUAGUGGCAGCUCAUGCAUGUAUUUCUCACGUGCAUCAGUCCAUGCGGCUUCAGUUAGUGUUGCUCAUUCCAUUGCAAUAAUCCUGCAUCCUUUUCAUCAGCUCGUUCAUUUGAGUGUUUCAAUGAGUCUCAAUCGUGUUUUACUCCUUAGAGGAACUUCAUGGUUGUUCACAGUCUCAACAUGUGUUUUAUUUUUCCUUGCAUUUAAAGUGAUAGUUCACUUUUAAAAUGAAAAUGUACUCACUAUUUACUCAAGUUUUUCUAAACCUGUUUGUUUUUCUUUUGUUGAAGUGCUGGAAACCUGUAACCAUUGACCGUAGUAGGAAAAGCAAAUACUGAAAGAAAAACUCAAUUGAUGAUAAUGUUUUCAAUUUCAGGUGAACUAUCCCUUUAACAGUAUUUCGUUUAUUUGUUUUUUCGGGUAAUUUUUGUGUCCUAGUCGUGCGGCAUCUAACAGUCUGAAAAUGAAGGUGUCUCUGGUCAGACGCUUCAUUCCCAGACCCAAGACAGCCAUGAUGUAACGGUUUACUGCCUGUUUGUAAUAAGAAUGACACAAUAAUGACGGGAAUGAUAAUGAUGAAAAUAAUUUUAGUGUUUGUACUCGUUGACAGCUGUUUUGAAAGCUGGAUCAGUGAUGUUUCUGUGUUUGGCUUCGGGUUUGUUCACACUCAGACUCCUCACAUGUGGAACAAACAAUACAACGACUCCCAUUGAUUUCACUCAUGCGUUCUUUCAGUGCCAAGUUUGGGUAUUGUAGUCAUUUCGUUUGUUUUCUGCAUUUUUUUUUUCUGUUUGUUGCGUACUGCCAGACCACUGAUUUAAAUAAAGAAAAUUGAUUUAUAACUUAA
Messenger RNA from Danio aesculapii, 5483 nucleotides. It is a transcript of the gene actr2a, whose product is annotated as actin related protein 2a. The transcript has 9 exons. Gene Ontology annotation, molecular function: actin filament binding. Gene Ontology annotation, biological process: Arp2/3 complex-mediated actin nucleation. The record is from RefSeq and is a predicted model, not a curated record. NCBI's taxonomy places the organism in Eukaryota, Metazoa, Chordata, Actinopteri, Cypriniformes, Danionidae. The coding region runs from base 64 to 1248 and encodes 394 amino acids. Gene Ontology annotation, cellular component: actin cortical patch; Arp2/3 protein complex.